This is a messenger RNA of Sinocyclocheilus grahami, 1807 nucleotides long. RefSeq lists its product as uncharacterized. Gene Ontology annotation, molecular function: nucleic acid binding; hydrolase activity; metal ion binding. The record is from RefSeq and is a predicted model, not a curated record. NCBI's taxonomy places the organism in Eukaryota, Metazoa, Chordata, Actinopteri, Cypriniformes, Cyprinidae. The annotation marks the transcript as partial. The transcript is spliced from 7 exons.
CCGGUCCAGCCGCAGUACUACUACGGCAGUAAUUUUGGCUACAUCAUCGCCUUCAAGCCUCAUAACGACCCCGAGUGGAUGAGGGUGACAGUGACCGAUCCACAGGCCCAAAAGUACGUCCACAAAGACUUGAAAAUCCCCCCGUCCACCAGGUUUGAGGUGAAGAUGAAGGCCUUUAACAGUCAGGGUGAAGGGCCGUUCAGCGUCAGCGCCUUCAUCUACUCCGCUCAGGACGUUCCUGCAGAAGCUCCCACCAUCAUCGAGGCGAGGACGCUGUCGGCCACAGAAGCCGUCGUGUCCUGGGUGCCUCUACAGCUGCAGACGGUUGAAGGAUACCAGGUCCGGUACUGGAGGGAGUCGGUGGAGAACGAGGCGUCCGCACAGCGUGUUCUGGUUCCCAGUCGAGAAAACCACACGCGUCUGGACAACAUGAAGCCCAACUCGCAUUACCUGAUCGAUGUGCGGGCGUAUAACGGCGCCGGAUACGGACCCGCCAGCCAGCGCCACAAAAUCUACACCAAGAGAGCGCCUCCUAGUCAGCCUCCUAAAAUUGUCGGCACAAAGAUGAACUACAGCGGCACGACGAUCAACAUCGCCUGGGAGCAGGUGGAGCCGCUGGCCAACGAGUCGACGGUGGAGGGAUAUAAGGUGCGGCCGCUCUGGCGUCUCCGUCUCUCGGCUUCUUCUCGCUUCUCCUCACGAUGCUCAAUCGACACUGGAGGAUCAAACAUCUGGCACCUGGAGCCACAGAUUUCCGAUCCUCGAUCACCAAUUGAUCAUAUGGUCCGUGAGAAUCAAAAUAAUAAAUACCUUUAUAAAAGAAAUCAAGCCAUCAGCAGUGACUACAGGGGCACGGGAUAUGAUCGUGGACACCUGAACCCCAACUGCUUCCAAUGCGGAGACGGCCGUAAAGCGACAUUCACACUGACCAACGCUGCACCUAUGAAAGAGCGUUUCAACCGUGUCCACUGGAAGAACUGGGAGAGCACGCUGAGGAGAUUCUUAAAAGGCAUGCUUGAGAGGGAUGGUUAUUUUGCAACAGCCUACAUUGUCACAGGUACAGUACCUGAUCCCAAUGUACGGAUACCACAGAGGGGAACCUCUGAAGAGCCGGAAAGGGUGUCAGUGCCCUCUCACAUCUGGACGGCUGUCUGUUAUAAACACGACACUGAUGACAGUAAGUCCUUAUCCUUUGGCUACAUUGGAAGAAACCACCCAGAAGAGCCUGACAUAAGCCUGAUGAGUGUCUCAGACCUGAAUGAUCAACUCAGCGGACUCUACAGUGAGCUCUCAUGGACCCAGCAGUCAGUUGAGAUUUUUGUUGAUGAUUGUUUUGGUUACAAUAAUAAAUUUGAAGUUCAUGGUGCGUUUAAGAAAUUAAUUAAUAUAAGCCCAGGCAUCAGCCUCACUGAUAAUGGACAGAGGUGCUUGUAUGAUCACCCCUGUGCCACAUAUGACUAUGACUACUACUGGUGUAAGACUAGCCUUGGUUACAUUAAAGAUGACUGGGAUUACUGCAGCCUCCCUUCACUGAGGCGCAGUAAAACUAAAAAUGGAAAGUAGUGCCGCAGCAAUCACGCCUGUGCCAAAUGUUGUAAAUAAAAGCCAUGGUGCUACACGGAUGAUGAAGGCAAUUAUGUGCUGUACUUCUGAUGAUUGCUACUCAACUGUUAAUGACCAAACCUGCAGGCAUAAUCACCUCUGUGGCUACCAUAAUAAAGAUUACCUGUGGUGCUACACAGAUAGAGAAGACAACUGGGAUUAUUGUUGUAGAAACUGUAGACAGUGGAUGGUUUAAAGUGCUUAU